Molecule: messenger RNA, 339 nt
Organism: Anisakis simplex (herring worm)
Lineage: Eukaryota; Metazoa; Nematoda; Chromadorea; Rhabditida; Anisakidae
Source: the annotation of a GenBank genome assembly
GAUUUGAUGCUAGCGUUCUAUGGUGCUCGUUCGACGAAGAUUGGACAAGAUUUCAUCUGGCCGUAUUUUAAGGAUCACACGAAAACUCUGCUGAGUAAAUUUGGCGGUGUGAACAGUUCACUGUUUCAACAUUGUUUCAAGGCAAGUGCUGAUGGACAAGCAUCUAGUGCUGCGGCCGAUGAUGUUGAGAAUUAUGUUCGAACUCAGUUGGACGAGGAUUCAGCAAAGACAUUGGAUCGUACAACGCGUCAAAUCAAAGAAUCAAUUCGUCUGAAUGAACAACUUCUGAAGCAUAACGAAAAGGUCGUCAGCGACUAUCUCACCAAACAAGGAUUCUGA